AUGGAUUUAGCUCGGGAAGUUUUCAUCGAGGUCGGUCACAUGUUGAAGAAACGUCGUCAGGCUGACCUAUUGCAUGAUUUUGGCUGUUAUCUAACGGACGAGUUGCGCGAGGAUGAUGAUCCCACUUAUUCAGAUCCCAACCUUCGACGAAAAUUGGCCGAAAAUCGACAUUUGGGCGAAGCCAAAUUGAAUUCUGUCUUUGACAAAUUUGUACAACUGCAACAAUGUGAGCAACCCGGGCUGAAUGAAACGAUGCAAAACGACAAGUCCAUGAAGCGGUGUAGUUCCGAUACCAGUGGUUCAGACCACAUUACAAAGCGAUCCCGAGUGGAUUCGGAUAGUGCCUCGGAUUCCGAGUCUGGCAAAUCAUCCGAUUAUGAGGUAGUGUCCCUCAGUUCUGAUUCGGACGAACCGAAUCAAACCGAAUCAACUCCUCAGGUGAACGAGCCACAAUCAAGUCCUGUGUCAUCCACUGCCAGUGACUCGACUGGCGAAUCGUGCACCAUCGUUCCCGAUCAUCAGUUAGUUUCACAUCAAUCGAAUCCAUCUCCAAUUGACAGAACAGGUGCAAUCUCAGGUGUCGACCUCGCAGAACCGGUCAUCCAUUUGAGUGAUGAUGACGAUGAUGUACAUAUUAGCCCCGACAGUUGCGCUAUUGUUCCAGUUUCUGCUCCUUCACCAAAUCCUAUUCCUCGUAAAAGUCCGAUUAUCCUCACAAGCGUCCUCAAUGAUCUCCCACGUUUCCGUCCAUUCAGACCGGGAUUCCAGCCACGUAUUGCUAAUGUUUAUCCGGUUGUACAAGAGACGCGCUCUCUCACAGUGACACAGCGGUGCAACGUCGGUCCGAGUGGAGUUCAGACUGCCGUUUAUCGGCAAGAGGCCAUGACAUCGCGUUUCAUGUGUCCAUCUUUUGCCAAUCCGUCUGGUAAUAGUCUCCUAUCCUCAACAGUAUGCAUAUCAUCCACUCGUAGUCUUUCAGCGGAACCUCCAUUCCGCCCCGGGAUGUUUUAUCCAUUCACUCGGCCGACACAAUCGUAUCAGCAUAGAACUACCACGAGCAUCGUCACCACUGACACCAAUAACACCGGCAACUCGAAUAGGAGAAACAGCAAUAUGACAUCUUCGCAGGUUGAUUGUUCCGAUCCAAUUGUCCUAGACUAA
Molecule: messenger RNA, 1161 nt
Organism: Echinostoma caproni
Lineage: Eukaryota; Metazoa; Platyhelminthes; Trematoda; Plagiorchiida; Echinostomatidae
Source: the annotation of a GenBank genome assembly